Messenger RNA from Purpureocillium lilacinum, 291 nucleotides. The record is from RefSeq and is a predicted model, not a curated record. NCBI's taxonomy places the organism in Eukaryota, Fungi, Ascomycota, Sordariomycetes, Hypocreales, Ophiocordycipitaceae.
AUGCCAUCGAAUACCGCCGCUUACAUAUCCAAAAGUCACAUUUUACUCUGGUCGAAGCACCGAUGCGGCCUUUGGAAGCUCCGCCGCCUCCGAGACCGCUGGCAAGGUUUCUCGCACCCGGCCUGCCUGCGUACCGAGAGUGGAUUGCCACGCCGUCCCUGGCCCGUGCGAGUGAACGCUAGGUACGCUUUGCAGUGCGAUCAUCUGUCCGCGACGCUGCGCUGUCUGCGGCUUCCGUUAGACUUUAUUCGGCCAACUACAUCUUUCAAUUUUUCCGUUGGCUGUGCUUAA